AUGAAAAUUAAGCAAUUAACAAUCAAGCCAAUAUUUUAUUAUUAACCAGAGAUAUUAAAACCAUCUUAGAAAUUUGAACCUAAACCAAAACCUUAUUGUGAAACCUUGCAUUUUUAAAGAGAAGUAGAAAUCUUCAAAAUUUGCUUUUUUAGAAAAAUAAAAGUAGACGAGAAUGGACAUUUGGAGUAAUAUUUGCAUUAUUCUAUUUUAUGAACUUCCAUGGAAAAGAAUUUAUUUACUUUCCUUGGUGUUAACCAUCAAAACCAGAAUAAUUGUGA
Molecule: messenger RNA, 278 nt
Organism: Paramecium sonneborni
Lineage: Eukaryota; Ciliophora; Oligohymenophorea; Peniculida; Parameciidae
Source: the annotation of a GenBank genome assembly